Messenger RNA from Talaromyces stipitatus ATCC 10500, 869 nucleotides. RefSeq names its product ARD/ARD family protein, putative. The coding region runs from base 258 to 782 and encodes 174 amino acids. The transcript has 3 exons. Gene Ontology annotation, molecular function: acireductone dioxygenase [iron(II)-requiring] activity. NCBI's taxonomy places the organism in Eukaryota, Fungi, Ascomycota, Eurotiomycetes, Eurotiales, Trichocomaceae. The record is from RefSeq and is a predicted model, not a curated record.
AGACCAUCAGCAAUCUGACUCAGCAUCUGCAACCAAUGAUCAAUCUGUCCCAAUCGAGUUAGCUCAGUCUUAACUACGCAAGCUCAGCACGUCAUUUUUUGAUUCUUAGUUUUCAGCCAGUCAUUAGCGUCGUUGGCGGUUCGUGCUAAGGUUAUAUCGGGACAUAAAAAGGCGCAUUCUUCUGUGUUCGCAAGAUAUUGCUGUCACUCGACAAACUUCCCACUUUUAAAAGGAAGGGAUAUCUUGAGCAAUUCAAGAUGAAGGCUUAUUAUUAUGAUAAUGCGCCGGGUGACCAACGCGAAGACCACGACUCCGGCCGCCCCGUGACAGAAUCCCACCUCCAAUCCCUCGGCGUAAUCUACCACCACUUCCCCUCCCUCACCUCUGUGAACGCCCUCGCCUCUGAACGCGGCUACAAAAACCGGGACGAAAUAACCGUCAGCCCCGAGAAAAUGGGAGAUGUAUAUGAAGAAAAAGUGAAAUCUUUUUUCAGUGAACAUUUACAUGAAGAUGAAGAGAUUCGAUAUAUUCUUGAUGGAGAUGGGUUUUUUGAUGUUAGGAGUCGGGAUGAUGAUUGGAUUAGGAUUCGACUGGAAAAGAAUGAUUUGUUGAUUUUGCCGGCGGGGAUUUAUCAUCGGUUUACUACCGAUGGGAAGAAUUAUAUCAAAGCUAUGCGUCUGUUCCAGGAUGAGCCGAAAUGGACUCCGUUAAAUCGCGGUCCAGAGGUUGAUGUUAAUCCUCAUCGGCGGGAGUAUCUUAAGAAGACUACUGCUGUUGCAUAAGUUGCAGUUUAAACUGUCGAAUGAAGCGUUGAUAUCUAUCACUUGGACAAUAUCAUCAUUAAUUCCUAGUCCACCUAUUCAGGAGUG